AUGGGACCCGUGGAGGCUGUUCUCGACAUCAACAGAUACAGUUCGUUGGACCGUCUAUUAGAAGUAACAGCCUAUGUCCAGCGGUUUGCCAGGAAUUGCUUGAACCCUCAAGACAGAAAAACUGGCCCAUUGACUCCUAAUGAGCUACAGGAGGCGAGGGUUUACUGGAUUCGUAGGGUUCAAGAAGAUUCUUACAAUGAAGGUCGUGGUCAUGUGCCUCCCGCGUUGAAGGACCUUCAGUUUUUUGUGGAUAACCAAGGCAUCAUUAGAGCCAAAGGACGCCUUCAACAUCUACAAACGUCUGAACAAGCGAAGCAUCCAAUCAUCCUGCCGGCCGAUCAUCAUUUUACGGCUCUGGUGGUACAGAAGGCCCAUACCCGAGUACUUCAUGGAGGCGUUCAGAGCACUCUCGCGGAACUCCGAGAAGAAUAUUGGGUUCAGCGGGGUCGGCAAUCAGUGAAGCGAAUUAUCAGAAAAUGUGCCAUCUGCGCAAGGUUCAGAGCUCGCCGUGUCGUCGUGCCUACGGCCUCCCUUCCGAGUUUUAGGAUAGAAGCGAAUCAACCUUUCACAGUGGUCGGCGUCGACUUUGCUGGCCCGCUAUACGGAAAGAAAAGUAAUGAUAAGUACUACAUAGUCCUGUUCACGUGUGCUUCUACUCGCGCCAUUCAUCUGGAGGUUACGUCGGCGGCAACCGCUGAAGCGUUCCUGAUGAGCUUUCGCAGAUUCGUUUCCAGAAGAGGACUACCGACAACCGUUUAUUCCGACAAUGCUCUGAGUUUCAAGAAGGCCGACAAAGAACUUCGCAUUCUAUGGAAAGCGACAACAGACUCAGAUGUCUGCGGGUACUUCACGCGUCACAAAAUCACAUGGAGAUACAUCCCCCCUGGAGCUCCCUGGUGGGGAGGAUGGUGGGAGAGGUUGAUCCGGACCGUGAAGAAUACACUUCGAAAAGUUCUUGGGAAAGCUUGCCUACAGUUCGAAGAGCUGCGAACGUUGAUGAUAGAAGUAGAGUCGGUUUUAAACUCUCGUCCCAUCACCUACGUAGGAAACGACCCAGACGAGUUUGAUGCUCUGACACCGUCUCACUUUCUUUUGGGCAAAAGAAGUAUUGCGCCACCUCCAUCGGUCACCUCAUCGAACAAUGACUGCUCGACCACAAGAAAGGACGAGUUUACGCGUCGGUUGAGAUACCGAGAAAAGGUCAUGAAUGAUUUUUGGCAACGCUGGAAGCGAGACUAUUUAUUGCAACUACGAUCAGCUCAUCACUUUUCCUCAUCCUUUACGACGAAGUUAGCGGUGGGCGAUGUUGUCCUCAUCGAGAGCAAGUUGCCACGGAACAUGUGGAACUUAGGAAGGGUGGUGAAGACGUUCCCUGGGCAAGACGGCACUGUGCGAUUAUGUGUCGUCAAACACACUAACGGCAAGUUCGUCACGACUGCUGCUGCCUAUUUCAUCUGGAAGUUUAGAACUCGUCAUUCGCCGCGGGAGGAUGUGGAAUAUUUCAAUGAAGAGGAAGACGGUGAACGAGAACGGCUAGCGCGCACUUUUGAUUACGAGCUUUUGGGCAUUCUCAGUUUUGGAACUGACCGGUAA
Ornithodoros turicata is the source of this 1593-nucleotide messenger RNA. RefSeq lists its product as uncharacterized. Gene Ontology annotation, molecular function: nucleic acid binding. The record is from RefSeq and is a predicted model, not a curated record. The transcript has a single exon. Gene Ontology annotation, biological process: DNA integration. NCBI's taxonomy places the organism in Eukaryota, Metazoa, Arthropoda, Arachnida, Ixodida, Argasidae. The coding region runs from base 1 to 1593 and encodes 530 amino acids.